AUGAUUGCCUCAAAGCCCAUCGUUCUCUACGGGCACAGUUACACCCCCAACCCAUCAAAGGUGGUCAUGAUUCUCGAGGAGCUAAAGAUUCCAUACGAACAUAUCAUCAUCGACCUCGCCGUCGUAAAGGAGGAACCCUACCUCUCCAUCAACCCAAACGGCCGCCUCCCGGCCAUCAAGGACCCUAACACGGGCAUCACGCUCUGGGAGUCGGGCGCCAUUGUCGAGUACCUAGUCGAGACUUAUGACGACACCGGCGCGCUGUCCCUCGCGUCGAGAGAGGAUAGGUUCCUUUUGAAGCAGUGGUUGCAUUUCCAGGUGUCUGGCCAGGGCCCGUACUUUGGCCAGCUCGGCUGGUUCAAGCUCUUCCACCCCGAAGACGUCCCUAGCGCAAAGGAGCGGUACGAAGAGCAGACCGUCCGCGUCCUCUCCGUCCUCGAUCGCGCUCUCAAGGGGAAGAAGUAUCUCGUCGGAGACAAAGCAAAACUCAUUGGCGAAGGGUGGAACGCAAAGUGGGAGGUCGACUCCAAGUAUCCCGACUACGCCGCCUGGGGUGAGAGAAUCCGCGCCCGGCCUGUGGUUAAGAAUGUACUGGAGACCAUGGGAAAACAGAGGGCUGCUGAGGAGGAGCAGGCUAAAGCUCAGAAGUGA
This is a messenger RNA of Colletotrichum fioriniae, 651 nucleotides long. NCBI's taxonomy places the organism in Eukaryota, Fungi, Ascomycota, Sordariomycetes, Glomerellales, Glomerellaceae. The record is from RefSeq and is a predicted model, not a curated record.